CGCGCAAGGGGAAGGGAGUGGCGCAUGCGCAGUGCAAUACCGGCGGCGGCUGUACAAACGGUGGCCUAGCGAACCAGGGGAUUACGGAGCCCAAUUUGACAGGCUGCACAAUGAGUCAGGGUAAGGACAAUGCACGACUCAAGAGCUACAAGAACAAGUCUCUUAACACAGAUGAAAUGAGACGAAGGAGGGAAGAGGAAGGUCUGCAGCUCCGCAAACAGAAGAAGGAUGAACAACUUUUUAAGAGGAGGAAUGUUGCCACUGUGGAGGAUGAUGGAGUCUUGGAGGAUGACGGGAUGGCCGACAGCGGCUACCUGGAGUCCCAGGCCAACAACAUGGAUCCUCUUAUGGGAGGGGUGAUCUCUGAGGACAUGAUCCAGAUGAUCUUCUCCAGCUCUCCUGAGCAGCAGCUAAUAGGUACUCAGCGCUUUAGGAAACUUCUCUCUAAAGAGCCCAACCCACCCAUCGAUGAGGUUAUUGCUACUCCAGGUGUGGUGGAGUGUUUUGUUGAGUUCCUGAAAAGAAGAGAAAACUGCACAUUGCAGUUUGAGGCAGCGUGGGUGUUGACCAACAUUGCGUCAGGCACAUCCCACCAGACGCGGGUGGUGAUCCAGGCAGGAGCUGUGCCCAUAUUCAUCGAGAUGUUGAGCUCAGAUUUCGAAGAUGUUCAGGAACAGGCAGUGUGGGCUCUGGGCAACAUAGCGGGAGAUAGCACAGAAUGCAGAGACUUUGUCAUAGACUGCAAUAUUUUGCCUUCCCUGGUGCAGUUAUUGGCCAAACAAAAUCGUCUAACUAUGAUGAGGAACGCCGUGUGGGCACUCUCCAACCUGUGCAGAGGAAAGAACCCACCUCCAGACUUCACUAAGGUGUCCCCUUGUCUCAGUGUGCUGUCUUGGCUGCUCUUUGUCAACGACACAGACAUCCUGGCCGACGCAUGCUGGGCACUUUCCUACCUGUCUGAUGGCCCGAAUGACAAAAUCCAAGCUGUUAUUGACUCAGGAGUGUGUCGCAGGCUGGUUGAAUUACUGAUGCACUCUGAUUAUAAAGUGGUGUCUCCUGCCCUGCGAGCUGUAGGGAACAUCGUCACUGGAGAUGAUCUACAGACACAGGUGAUCCUGAACUGCUCAGCGCUGCAGUCUCUGCUCCACCUGUUGAGCAGCCCAAAGGAGUCAAUCAAGAAGGAAGCCUGUUGGACGAUCUCCAACAUCACUGCAGGGAACCGAGCACAAAUACAGAUGGUGAUAGAUGCAGGACUGCUGAAUCCUCUCAUCACCAUCCUGCAAGUAGCAGAGUUUCGCACAAGGAAGGAGGCGGCCUGGGCCAUUACCAACGCCACCUCAGGGGGCUCAGCAGAACAAAUCAGACACCUAGUGGAGCUCGGCUGCAUAAAACCUCUGUGCGACCUGCUCACACUCAUGGACUCCAAAAUAGUUCAGGUGGCUCUAAACGGCAUCGAAAACAUCCUGCGGCUGGGAGAGCUGGAGGCCAAGCGGGGCGGCGGCAUCAACCCGUACUGCGCGCUCAUCGAGGAGGCUUACGGUCUGGAUAAGCUGGAGUUCCUACAGGGUCACGAGAACCAGGAAAUUUACCAGAAAGCCUUCGACCUGAUCGAGCGCUACUUCAACACUGAAGACGAGGACCCGUCUCUGGCCCCGGCCGUCGACCUGCAGCAGCAGCAGUUCCUCUUCCAGCAGUGCGAGGCCCCCAUGGAGGGCUUUCAGCUAUAAUGCUCAGUCCCCCUCUCCCCCCUCCUCGUGCUCUCAAAGCUCAUCCUCACCUCCGCUCACCUCUCUCACUCUCUGCCCGAAGCCAUGAUCCAGGGUGGCAGUAAACCCCCCCCCCGGCCCUCCCCCUCGCUCCUCCUUCCCCCUCCCAUCGCCAGAGAGGUUGAUUUAAUCAUCAUCACGAUUAUUAGAAGUGUAACAUUACAGGAGCACGUGUGUGCGUACGUCCAACAUGGGUCAAGUUCUGCAGUCUCGUCAGCCAGUCCGUGAAGGUUCCACUCAUCAUUCUGUCUUGCACCCGGCGUCUCCUCCUCGCAGACUCUCCCUGAAACACAACAGAUUUCUUUUGGAUUUCCUCCUGGGUGAACCCCAAAUGAAAAGCCCCCCCCCCCCCCCCCCACAUGUUCCUGUAGGAUUGGCAGUGGUGAUUUCUGAGGCAGUGGGAGUGUUGGGACAGCACUGCUUGUCUGAUCGAAGCAUUUCAAAACUCUCAAGACAGACAAACAUGGACGUGAUUUUUUUUUUUUCUUUUUUUUUUUCUUUUUUUUAUGAUCCCUUUCCCCACACGCAUAGAGAAGAAUGAUCUAACCUAAACACUGGACUGACCUUAAGACGUUGACCACGUUUGACUGCGGUCGCCGGACUGAACCGCCCACCGCGGGCCCGCGCGACCAGGCCCAAGCCAAGGACUCGGCCAACCUCUACAAAAGGCACUUAAUCCACUCGAACGCGGAGGUUGGACACCCUCGUGGCCCCGUCUCCGACUGCAGAUGGACACAUUAGGAAUUUGACUGUGUUACAAAAAGGGGGGCGGAGCUUGUCAGCGAAAAACCAGGCUGCUUGCAAUCCCUCCUGGAUCUCAUAUCAUGCAUUCCUCUAGCUAAUGGGACUUUUCCACCUGCACGGGCUCCACCCUGGAGAGUUCAGACUGCCUCCUGCCUUCUUGUGUGAUGUGAAUAACCCCAUGGAACCAUGGGAAUUGGAGUCUUCCCUCGCACUGAGACAAUUGGACAGACUUGGACAAGACAAAUGAGACUGUGUAACCCUGGAUUCUGCCUCGCAGCAGACCAGUGGGGAUUUUUAUUAUCUUACCAUAAUUUCAUUUCAUUUUUUGCUGCACUUUAGUUCUGGACUGAUGCCUGCUCAUCGACAGUAUACCAUAGUUUCGACAUGAACUAUUUAAUUGGUUGAUGACAGGGCUCUUCCCUCCUCAGGAAGCGAGGUGUAAAGAGGGGCAGUUUGUAUCCUCGGUCCCCUUCUGGUAUGACAAGAAUGACACUGUUUACCCUUCCCCCACCAAGGGAUUCCAUCAGAUUGUGGACUGAAUCUGUUAGCACAUUUCUCACAAUCAAGAGGAUCAUGCUGCCUCAGCACUGCUAGAAGAACUUUAUUCUGACAAAGUCACUUCUAACAAUUAGAUCUCUAUCUGACAAAAAAAAAAAAUUGGCUUGUUUAGCUGUGAACGUCUAAAACGCGACUUUCCGAACACACUUUCAGGUAGUAUGUUCCAGUUUGAUCAUGCCAAAUCAUUAACGUGUGUUUCAGCUAUUCGGCCUGAAGUCGGUCUUUUUUUAAAGAGAGAGAAAAAAUAGUUUUGUUUUUUUUUUUUUUCAUUUGAGGGUUAGCAUCUGUCAUGUAGCUGAUGGUGCCAUAACCCUUGUCCUACAGAAAUCCUUUGAUUUCAACAUAAAUCCAGAUUGAAACUUGAAAAUCCUGGUGACCACCUUAAGGCGGGUACGCACUACAGGGCGGCCGAGUUCUCUCCCGAUCUCCUCUUGUGAUCAAAGCGUGUUUUAGUCCAGCCCGAUCCGUUCGGGAGCGUGUGUUCUCUCCAGACGGACGAAGGUUCUCAGACUCCUGUGGUGUGUGCCGGCCUUUAGUUAAGCUGAACUGAAUGUUUGUUUACCAAGUUCUCUUUACAAUGCUUACUUUCAUCAGCGUCUCAACCAGAGAUGACCAGCUCUACAUGUUCAGUAACGUUUGUUGUAUUGAGUUUGUGCAUCUGUCCCCCUGUUGUUCCAUUUGCAUAAAAGUCGUUUCAUGA
Molecule: messenger RNA, 3768 nt
Organism: Salarias fasciatus (jewelled blenny)
Lineage: Eukaryota; Metazoa; Chordata; Actinopteri; Blenniiformes; Blenniidae
Gene: kpna1
Product: karyopherin alpha 1 (importin alpha 5)
Exons: 14
Coding region: 111-1727 (538 amino acids)
Biological process (GO): protein import into nucleus
Cellular component (GO): cytoplasm
Molecular function (GO): nuclear import signal receptor activity; protein binding
Source: RefSeq, a predicted model, not a curated record